AGUAGCACCGACGUCGCAAAUUAGCUAACAGUAUAAAUAGAAGCUUCGAGAGAACCCUAAACCUCUCUUUGCUUAUCUACACCUCACUCUCACUCAGAGUCGACCGGUUCCGUUACUCUACAGAUUCCUUUAAUCGCGCGGAGCCAUGCCUCUGGUUUUGCAUUCCGGGAGUGGGAACAAAAAUGCCCUUAAGGCACUUGUUACUGCAGAAUACAACGGUGUGAAGGUUGAACUGGCAAAGAAUUUUGAGAUGGGUGUGUCAAACAAGACCCCAGAAUUUCUCAAGAUGAAUCCUAUUGGAAAGAUUCCUGUGCUUGAAACACCUGAUGGCCCGAUAUUUGAAAGCAAUGCUAUUGCACGUUAUGUGGCUCGAUUGAAGUCUGAUACCACCUUAUAUGGCUCUUCGUUGAUUGAUUACGGGCACAUCGAGCAAUGGAUUGAUUUUUCUGCUACUGAAAUUGAUGCUAAUCUAGGGCGUUGGUUGUACCCCCGACUUGGUUACGGUCUCUAUCUUCCUCCAGCUGAGGAGGUUGCAGUUUCCACGCUGAAGAGAGCUCUUGAAGCACUGAACAUUCAUCUUGCCUCCAAUACAUACUUGGUUGGACAUGGAGUGACACUUGCUGAUAUUGUCAUGAUAUGUAAUCUCAGCGUCGGAUUUAAGGCAAUCAUGACUAAGAGCUUUACAUCACAAUUCCCACACGUGGAAAGAUACUUCUGGACCUUGGUUAAUCAACCAAUUUUCAAGAAGAUUUUGGGUGAUACUAAACAAGCGGAAUCUAUUCCCCCAGUUGCAUCAAAAAAACCCACUCAGCCAAACGAGCCUGCAAAGCCCAAGCCAAAGGAGGUUAAGAAAGAGGAAGUGAAGCCGCAAGAAGUAGCAGAGGAAGAAGCACCCAAGCCUAAGGCAAAGAAUCCAUUGGAUCUUUUGCCCCCUAGUAAGAUGAUACUAGAUGACUGGAAGAGGCUGUACUCUAACACAAAGACCAAUUUCCGUGAGGUUGCCAUUAAAGGGUUCUGGGACAUGUAUGAUCCAGAAGGAUACUCACUUUGGUUCUGUGAUUACAAAUACAAUGAUGAGAACACUGUCUCUUUUGUUACCAUGAACAAGGUCGGUGGUUUUCUGCAGAGAAUGGAUUUGGCACGCAAGUAUGCAUUCGGGAAGAUGCUGAUUAUUGGUAACGAGGCACCAUUUAAGGUGAAGGGGCUGUGGCUUUUCCGAGGGACGGAAAUCCCUAAAUUUGUUGUUGAUGAAUGUUACGAUAUGGAGCUGUAUGAUUGGGUCAAGGUAGAUAUCAAUGACGAAGCCCAAAAAGAACGCGUCAGUCAGAUGAUUGAAGAUGCUGAGCCUUUUGAAGGUGAAGCACUCUUGGAUGCCAAGUGCUUCAAGUGAAGAAGAUAAUGCUUGGACUCCUAUGGUUCCCUGAUUUUGUCGUCCCGAUUUCUAGACUAUCAUCGACUUUAUUCUGCAAAAUAGGUUAUUGAAACAGGAUUUUUUGUGAUCUAGCCUUUGCUAAAUCUUUUUGAUCCGGAUAUUUCAUCAACGUACGUACCCUUGUUUUUACUCAA
Messenger RNA from Salvia hispanica, 1566 nucleotides. Its product is annotated as elongation factor 1-gamma 2-like. Lineage: Eukaryota; Viridiplantae; Streptophyta; Magnoliopsida; Lamiales; Lamiaceae. The record is from RefSeq and is a predicted model, not a curated record. Gene Ontology annotation, biological process: translational elongation. Gene Ontology annotation, molecular function: glutathione transferase activity; translation elongation factor activity.